UGCAUAUGCUUCAAAAUUGAGGAUGAAGUUCAAUGAUGUUCUUGAAAGGAUGGUGCUUGACAUAAGUUUGGUGGAAAAGAUAAGUGACCAAGCCGAUCAAUAUGAUAAUUCAAGAAAUUCAUUUGGAAAGCAAUUAUCAAUUCGGCAAAGGAAAUCUAAGAGUCCACUUGAUUGGUGGGCUGCUUUUGGUGGCAAUACUAUUGAGCUAACAAUGUUUGCUAAAAGAGUUGUUGGCCUAUGUUGUUCCUCAUCCGGUUGCGAACGUAAUUGGAGCACCUUCGAGUUUAUUCACACCAAGAAAAGGAAUAGAUUGGAGCAUCAACGUUUGAAUGAUUUGGUGUAUAUACAAUACAACCGAAAAAUUGCAACAAGAUUCCAAAAGAGGCGUGAAGAUGGUAGGAAUUUUGAUCCUUUGCUUCUAGAUGAUUUUCAAUGGGAUAAUGAGUGGGUAAAUGGAGAAGUUGUUGAUCCCGGGGAUGAGGAGUUAUGGAUGGGUGUUGAUAGAGCAUUGGAUGCAACGGAAGGUAUGGAAGGACGUCGUAAUCCUCGAAGAGGUGGCACUGAGUUAAGUACUUAUAAUAGACGUGGGCGUGCUUCUACUUCACUUGUAGAUGAGGAUAAUGACAUAGAGGAAGAUCACAUUCCUAUCAUUUUAAAUGAUGAUGAGAACGUCGAUGAUGAUUAUGGACAAAGGCCAAGAACUUCUACUCGCGAAGAUGCUACUGAUUCGAAUACAAAUGAAGUCUUUGACCUUGAUGAUUAUGUUUAAUUAAUUGACUGCAUUGUUGUGUUUUUAUCUUGCUUUCUUUUAGGUCUUCUAGACUGUUACUAUGCACUUGUUAUUUUGCAUUCCACUUGCUGAACUAUUUAAAUUUCUGCCCAGUUUUUACAGUUCUGCAGUUC
Molecule: messenger RNA, 903 nt
Organism: Daucus carota subsp. sativus
Lineage: Eukaryota; Viridiplantae; Streptophyta; Magnoliopsida; Apiales; Apiaceae
Exons: 3
Coding region: 23-769 (248 amino acids)
Molecular function (GO): protein dimerization activity
Source: RefSeq, a predicted model, not a curated record